AUGAAGCUGCAGACAACUACUUCUUUGUCUAUCCUGCUUUCAUUUGCUGCGUUGGCAAAGGGCCAGCAGUCCGUCUGGGGACAAUGUGGGGGAAUAGGAUGGACGGGAGCUACAACCUGUGUUUCCGGCUCAACAUGCACGAAGCAGAAUGAUUAUUAUUCCCAAUGCAUACCUGGUGCGGCCAGCAGCGCGCCAACACCAACCUCCACCUCUGCGGCAGGAGCGCCGACAGCAACAUUGCCGAGUGGAGUCAACUUCUGGUUCAGCUUUGGAGACUCGUACACGCAGACGGGCUUUGAUCCGACUGGUGUGCUUCCUACUGUAGGAAACCCAAUGGGGAAUCCUCCCUAUCCAGGAUACACUGCCGUUGGUGGUGUUAACUGGAUAGACUUGUUGACCGUACAGUUCAACAAUUCUCUGAUUCUCACUUACAACUAUGCAUAUGGAGGCGCAACAAUUGACGCGUCGCUCGUUCAGCCUUAUGAACCUACCGUCUUGUCUAUGACAGACCAAGUUAACGAGUUCCUUACUGGAACUGCAAAGAAGCCUGCGACAACCCUAUGGACAGGCGCUGACGCUCUAUUCUCAUUCUGGAUUGGGAUUAAUGAUAUUGGGAACAGUUAUUAUCAGAGUGGGGAUCGAGAUGCGUUUUCGGACACGCUUCUUGACGCAUAUUUCGCACUCGUCGAGAAAAUCACUACAGCGUCGUUGGAGGCCGGAAUUUUUUAUUUGUCAACGUCCCUCCCGUUGACCGGUCUCCUUUGGCGAGUCAUGCUAGCUCAAGCUGCGUCUGCACAGGCUCUUGAGAAGAGCGUCAUAGCUGGAUACAACACGAAGCUGGCACAGCGCGCAACUCAACUCGUGGCCAACCACUCUGAUGCCAAGACCUGGGUAUGGGAUUCAAACACAGUAUUCACGGUGUUCCUCGACAACCCGACUGCAUUUGGCUUCGUCGAUGCCACGUCGUAUGGAGCUACCGGAGAUUUCUGGGGGAACAAUCUCCACCCUUCCGCUGCAGCACAUACGAUCUUGGCGCAAAAUUGCUCGACAGUCUUGGAUGGGACCGUCUGGUAG
Fomitiporia mediterranea MF3/22 is the source of this 1074-nucleotide messenger RNA. RefSeq lists its product as uncharacterized. The coding region runs from base 1 to 1074 and encodes 357 amino acids. Gene Ontology annotation, cellular component: extracellular region. The transcript has 13 exons. Gene Ontology annotation, molecular function: hydrolase activity, acting on ester bonds; cellulose binding. NCBI's taxonomy places the organism in Eukaryota, Fungi, Basidiomycota, Agaricomycetes, Hymenochaetales, Hymenochaetaceae. Gene Ontology annotation, biological process: carbohydrate metabolic process. The record is from RefSeq and is a predicted model, not a curated record.